AUGAAUCCACCAAAAGGCUUUCAGUUUGCUAUAGAUAGGGGUGGUACAUUCACAGAUGUGUAUGCACGAUGCCCUAAUGGUAAGGUGCGGGUCAUGAAAUUAUUAUCUGUAGACCCACAGAACUAUGAUGAUGCACCUAGAGAAGCUAUAAGAAGAAUAAUGCAAGAGGAGAUUGGUAAUGCAUUAGACAAAGAUGGGAAAGUAAAUUCAUCACUCAUUGAGUCAAUAAGAAUGGGGACUACUGUAGCUACUAAUGCAUUGCUUGAAAGAAAAGGUGCGAAAAUGGCACUUGCAAUCAAUAAAGGUUUUAAAGACUUAUUGUAUAUAGGAAACCAAGCAAGACCUCACAUUUUCCAGUUGAAUAUAAAGCGUCCAGAAGUUCUGUACCAAGAAGUGGUUGAAGUAGACUGCAGAGUCAUACCAGCUUUAGAAGAACGUUGUGAAAUCGAUAAGUCACAAUCAAAAUGGAAGGAAGUAAUCGGUACAACAGGACAGAAGAUGCUGGUUACCAAAGAAGUAGACGAGGAAGUGGUGAGGAGAGAUUUAAAAAAGUUGAGAGAGAAAGGAAUAGAAAGUAUUGCUGUUGUUCUAGCACACAGUUAUACCUAUCAUGAUCAUGAGCUUAAGAUUGGAAAAAUUGCAACAGAAUUAGGGUUCAAACAAGUGUCCCUCUCCCACGCGGUGACUUCCAUGGUACGCAUCGUACCGCGUGGUUUCACAGCCUCUGCUGAUGCAUACUUGACUCCUCACAUUCGGGAUUACGUUAGGGGUUUCGCUGACGGAUUCACUAAUGGCUUAAAAGGCGCAAAUGUGCUCUUUAUGCAAUCUGAUGGCGGGCUGACUCCAAUGAACUUAUUCAAUGGUUCCCGUGCGAUUUUGUCUGGACCGGCAGGUGGCGUAGUAGGAUACGCAAUGACGUCUUAUCAGAAGGAGACUAGGUUGCCAGUUAUAGGUUUUGACAUGGGGGGCACUUCUACGGAUGUGUCAAGAUAUGCGGGCGCACUGGAGCACGUACAUGAAGCGACCACUGCUGGUGUAACCAUACAAGCUCCACAAUUAGAUAUAAACACAGUGGCGGCCGGUGGCGGUUCCAUGUUGUUUUUCCGCUCAGGGCUGUUAGUGGUGGGGCCCGAGUCGGCGGGUGCGCAACCCGGCCCCGCUUGUUAUAGGAAAGGAGGCCCGCUGACUGUCACUGAUGCUAAUUUACUGCUGGGACGCCUCAUACCGGAUUAUUUUCCAAAGAUAUUUGGUCCAAAUGAAGAUCAACCUUUGGAUAAGGAGGCCACUAUAAACGCAUUCAAGAAGAUCACUGAUGAAAUCAACACUUUCUUAAGACAAAAUGGCAGUAAAGAGAUGACCAUGGAAGAAGUUGCUAUGGGUUUUAUCAAUGUCGCCAACGAAGCUAUGUGUCGGCCGAUCAGAGCGUUAACAACAGCCCGAGGUUACGACUCGUCGGCGCACGCGCUGGCGUGUUUCGGCGGAGCGGGCGGCCAGCACGCGUGCGCCGUCGCGAACCAACUCGGCAUAUCCACAGUGCUUCUGCAUAAAUAUGCCGGCAUCCUAUCGGCAUAUGGUAUGGCCCUCGCCCACGUGGUACACGAAGCACAAAAGCCAUGCGCGGCUGUUUACUGUCCGGACCAGUUUGAAAGACUCGAUGAGCAACUUGACGUAUUGGCUGCGGUCUGCAGGGAUAAGCUUCAUGCUCAGGGCUUCGACGACGCACAGAUCGUUCUAGAACCUUACUUGCAUUUACGUUAUGCUGGAACUGAUUGUGCAUUGAUGGUACCUCCCAUUAUGGACACUAAAUCGGCUACGUCGUGCCGACAUGGCGACUUUUACACAGCGUUUGUAAAUAGGUAUAAGAAUGAGUUCGGCUUCACAUUGACCGAAAGGGAUGUAUUAGUAGACGACGUACGAGUUCGCGGAGUUGGCAUGAGUAAGAUUGAAGAGGAAGUGGCGCCACCCAGCGGAAAGGGCAUUAAACCCAUUCCUGAGAAAACUGUGAAAGUAUACUACGAAGGCGGAUACCAGGACACGGCAAUUUAUCUGUUAGAUAAUCUGAUGCCUGAUCAAGUGAUACUCGGACCUGCCAUUAUUAUGGACAGUCUUUCGACUAUUCUCGUUGAACCAGUUUGCCAGGCUGAGAUCACCAAGUACGGUGACAUACGCAUUACAGUUGGAUCCGGUCGGAACAAGAAAGUUACGGCUGAUCUUGACUCGGUGCAAUUGAGUGUCUUCUCCCACCGUUUCAUGUCGAUUGCCGAGCAGAUGGGCAGGGUGCUCCAACGCACAUCGAUAUCGGUGAACAUUAAGGAGCGUUUGGACUUCUCUUGUGCUUUAUUCGGACCUGACGGUGGCCUGGUGUCUAACGCGCCACACAUACCAGUCCACCUGGGCGCUAUGCAGGAAACCGUCCAGUAUCAGAUGAAAGUAAGAGGCGACUCUCUUAAGCGGGGAGAUGUGUUACUGGCCAAUCAUCCCAAAGCCGGCGGCUCACACCUUCCCGACUUGACAGUUAUCACUCCUGUAUUUCAUACAUCACAGUCUCUGCCAAUAUUCUUCGUUGCGUCGCGCGGCCAUCACGCAGAUAUAGGAGGGCUUACGCCGGGCUCGAUGCCUCCGCACUCCACUAGCUUGGCGCAAGAGGGCGCUGCAUUCAAAUCAUUCCUAUUAGUCGACGCCGGUAAUUUUAAGGAGGACAAAUUGAUUGAAGAAUUGAUGGCCCCAGGCAAAGAGCCAGGUUGCUCCGGCACAAGGAAUUUGGCUGACAACCUGUCGGACUUGAAGGCACAAGUUGCUGCCAACCAAAGGGGCAUCCAACUGGUGCUGGAGUUAAUUGACGAGUACGGGCUGGACGUAGUCCAGGCGUAUAUGUCGCAUAUACAGAAGAACGCCGAGCUCGCUGUCCGAGAUAUGUUAAAGGAAAUAGCCAAGAAUGCUAUUGAAAAAACCGGCUCGGCUGUUUUAAAGGCUACUGAAUAUAUGGAUAACGGUACUCCUAUUGUUCUAACUAUAACGCUAGAUAAAGACAAAGGCAGCGCAGUUUGUGAUUUCACCGGUACUGGCGUAGAAGUAUGGGGAAAUUUAAACGCACCGCGAGCUAUCACACUUUCGGCCUUAAUUUAUUGCUUGCGGUGUAUGGUCGGACAUGAUGUACCACUGAAUCAGGGUUGCUUAAAUCCCGUUCAAGUUAUAAUUCCUUCAGGAUCGAUCCUUGACCCGUCCGAAACUGCGGCGGUGGUCGGCGGAAACGUGCUUACAUCACAACGCAUUGUUGAUGUUGUUCUAAAAGCGUUCCAAGUUUGCGCCGCUUCACAAGGCUGCAUGAAUAACUUGACGUUAGGAGAGACGAGUUGGGGAUAUUAUGAAACCGUAGCGGGUGGUAGCGGAGCUGGUCCCGGAUGGCACGGCUCGGGUGGAGUCCACACUCACAUGACCAACACCCGUAUAACGGACGUGGAGAUUGUCGAAACACGCUAUCCUAUACUUGUGAAUAAGUUCUCUUUGCGAGAAGGGUCUGGAGGGAAAGGACGCUGGAACGGUGGUGAUGGAGUAACAAGAGAGCUGAUCUUCAGACGAGCCGUACAGCUGUCGGUUCUGACGGAACGUAGAGCUUUCCAGCCUUAUGGAAUGAAUGGUGGUGAACCGGGAGAAAGAGGAUUAAACCUGCUACAAAGGACAGACGGCAGGAUAAUCAAUCUUGGGGGAAGAGCGUCUGUUGAGGCCUAUCCUGGGGAUAAAUAUAUUAUGAACUCUCCUGGAGGCGGUGGUUACGGUCGACCAACAGAUUCCAGCUCAAUUGACAAGCAAACAAACAAGCAGUAUAGCGAAUUUUUAGAGAGAGGAAGCGUAUACGAGUAUAGAAGCGCUCAAGAGUCCGUUUAA
This is a messenger RNA of Parnassius mnemosyne (clouded apollo), 3885 nucleotides long. NCBI's taxonomy places the organism in Eukaryota, Metazoa, Arthropoda, Insecta, Lepidoptera, Papilionidae. The record is from the annotation of a GenBank genome assembly.